Messenger RNA from Neofelis nebulosa (Clouded leopard), 545 nucleotides. It is a transcript of the gene FXYD4, whose product is annotated as FXYD domain containing ion transport regulator 4. The coding region runs from base 137 to 379 and encodes 80 amino acids. Lineage: Eukaryota; Metazoa; Chordata; Mammalia; Carnivora; Felidae. Gene Ontology annotation, molecular function: sodium channel regulator activity. The record is from RefSeq and is a predicted model, not a curated record. Gene Ontology annotation, cellular component: membrane. Gene Ontology annotation, biological process: regulation of sodium ion transmembrane transporter activity; potassium ion transmembrane transport. The transcript has 7 exons.
GGAGAAAGAAAAAAGGAGUAAUGAUCUUUCCAUCUGUCAGUUUCCUGUCAAUAGCAGUCUGUACUCAGAGUGGAAUUUGGGGCUGCCUUGGAACAAGAUCCCUGGCUGGGGCUGAGCCCUGCCCUGAAGCUGUAUCAUGAAGAGAGUGACCCGGGCCCUUCUCCUCACAUUGGCAGGCCUGCCUGCCUUGGAAGCCAAUGAUCUGGUCGACUGGGAAAGCCUGCAGCUGGGUGGGAUGAUUGUUGGAGGGCUCCUGUGCAUCGCUGGAAUCUUGAUAGCCCUGAGUGGAAAAUGCAAAUGCAAGUACAAUAAGAAGCACAGCCUCUUACCUGAGAGGGCCACUCCACUCAUCACUCCAGGCUCUGCCAGUACCUGCUGAGCACAGGACCAGCUUUGUGGCACUUUCCGUACCAGCUCCCAUGCUGUUCCCUCCCCUCUUGGGGCCCUUACAUGAUGGCCUUUCUCUCCAAAGCUGGGCCCUUCAGCUCCUGUCUGAUCAGGACACUGUCUAAAGCUUAUUUCUAAAUUAAACUGUCUCACUCCUC